AUGAGGACGAACAUUGCUCUGAAGGCUGCUUUGGCCGUGGGAGCGUUUUGUGCGCACUGCGUCGCUCAGACCUUUCGUCGUCUUGAUUCCUGUCCCACUCUAGGCUGUAUCCUGCCACCUGAUCAAGCAGAUUUCCUCCCUGGCCAAUUCUUCGACAUCCGGGUUGAGGUCCAUGCGCCUCAGAAUGGCAGUGAACGUGUUCCAUAUGCCAAUCCAGAUGCCAACUUCACUUUGACCAUCGAGAAAGAAGGUGGCUCAGCCAGCCCUGCAGCGUCUUUUUUCAAAGUAUCCGAACCGAAACUCGAGCAAUGGAACUUUACAUGGUAUGAAGAUCUAUUUGCUGAAGCCGCCAAAACCCCUUCUCUUGUCAAAGUCGCCGCAAAAGCUUACCGGAAGGUGGCCAUCUAUGAACCUGGCCAAUAUAUUGCAAAAUUGGAAUAUCAAAACGGCUCCACUACCUAUGCCAACUGGACCGUGCGGGAUAUUGCUCCUCAGCGAAGAGCCAAGAACGUUGUCAUGUUUAUUGGUGACGGAAUGACCACAAACAUGAUUACCGCCGCUCGUCUGCUAGGACAUCAAACCAUCAAUGGCAAAUACCAGUCUAGUAUGGCCCUGGAUAAAUUCCCAGUUUUGGGGCAUCAGAUGACCCACUCUCUGGAUACCUUCAUCACCGACAGUGCCAACUCAGCAACAGCAUUGUACACUGGCCACAAGUCGACAGUCAACGCUCUCGGCGUGUACGUCGAUAGUUCCAAGAACGUGUUUGACGAUCCAAAGGUCGAGACCAUCGCCGAGAUUUUCCACCGUAUCCGCGGAGGUGGCGUUGGAAUUGUCUCCACUGCAUUCAUUGCGGAUGCUACUCCAGCGGCUCUGACUGCCCAUACCCGCGACCGAGGACAAUACGGCGCAGUUAUCGAUUCCUUCCUCAACGGAAUUACCAACUUUACCUGGACCAACUGGACUGGCCCUGACGUUCUCUUUGGUGGUGGCGCAGAACAGUUCUAUCCCAAUAGCAAAUCCUUCCAGGGUAAGGACUACUAUGCAGAGUUUGCCAAGAAGAACUACAGUGUUGUCCUGAACAACACUGCUAUGCAAGCAUCCUCCAACUCCUCCAAGACUCUUGGAAUCUUCUCCGUCAGCAACAUGGCCAAGUGGCUCGAUCGCAAUGUCUACCCAAAGAAUGUCGACAAGCCAAAGACCGCCCCCGACGGCUCCAAUUCCAGCGCCACUGAUCAGCCAGGCCUCAAGGAGAUGACCCUCAAGGCCCUUGAGAUUCUCCACACUCGCCACUCUCAGGAGGGAUUCUUCUUGAUGUCCGAGGCUGCCAGCAUCGACAAGAUGAUGCACGUGUUGGACUACGACCGCGCUCUUGGCGAGCUUCUCGAGCUCGAUGACACAGUCAAGGCGACCCUAAGCUAUCUUGAGUCCAUUGGCGAACUGAACGACACCCUUGUCCUUGUGACCGCUGAUCACGGACACGGAUUCGAUGUCAUGGGUAGUGUUGACACCAAGUUUCUCAACGCACAGGGCAAUGACCGUGACAAGCGUGGUGCGAUUGGCACCUACGAGAAGUCCGGACUAAGCCAGUACCUGGUUGCCAACCGCUCCGCUCCCGUGGGCAGCGACCAGAACCUUGUCUACGCCCCUGGCGUCCACUUCCCCGCCAACUGGGAUCCCCGCUACACACUCUUCCAAGGCCUCGGUGCCAACCCUGACCACAGGGAGAAUUACCAGGUCCACAAGUCCGGCCCCAGAAUCCCGGCUUUGAACAUCACCGGCUUUGACAGUGAGGAUUUCUUUGUUAACUACGUAGAUGCCGUCACUGGUUUCCUGAUUAAUGGAACCCUGCCCGUGGAUGCCGAUCAAGGUGUGCACUCGCUGACCGACGUACCGGUCUUCACCCGUGGUCCCUGCCAAGAGCAAUUUGGCGGUGUCUAUGGAAACAUUGACAUCUUCUAUGGCCUGGCUGAUUGUCUUGGUCUAAGCCAGACCAAAGCACCCUAG
Exophiala aquamarina CBS 119918 is the source of this 2004-nucleotide messenger RNA. RefSeq lists its product as uncharacterized. NCBI's taxonomy places the organism in Eukaryota, Fungi, Ascomycota, Eurotiomycetes, Chaetothyriales, Herpotrichiellaceae. The record is from RefSeq and is a predicted model, not a curated record. The coding region runs from base 1 to 2004 and encodes 667 amino acids. The transcript is spliced from 3 exons. Gene Ontology annotation, molecular function: alkaline phosphatase activity. Gene Ontology annotation, biological process: dephosphorylation.